AUUGCCACGCACGCAAGAUGGAAAGUUUGACACAAAAAUUGUUCGAGAAUGUUUCAGAAAAAUCAUCAAAAUAUCCUAAGCCCGAAUUCAAGUUUACUUAUGGAACAGCUGGUUUUCGUCUUAAGGCGGAGCUCUUGCCCUCUGUGAUGUAUCGCAUGGGUUUGCUUGCUGUUUUACGUUCUCGCGCUCUUGGAAGCAAAACGAUUGGACUCAUGAUCACUGCUUCGCAUAACCCCGUUCAGGACAAUGGCGUGAAAUUGAUUGAUCCCAUGGGGGAGAUGCUUGAGGCUGAUUGGGAGAAAUAUGCUACACAGUUGGCCAAUAGCGAUGAUGUUGUGAAAUGUUUGAAAGAGAUUACCCAACAUCUGAUGUUAACAAGUAGCGAAUGGAAUGAUGUUGGCAAUAUAGUGGUAGCACGAGAUACCAGACCUUCUGGAAAUGACCUUUCCCAAGCUGUUGUAGAUGGUGCUGAUGCCUUUGGUGGCAAAUUUAAUGACCUAGGUAUUCUAACAACACCUCAACUUCAUUUCAUUGUUCGAUGUAUCAAUGACCCUAAGUAUGGACACGCAAGUGAGGAUGGCUACUACCAUAAAAUUUCUUCAGCAUUCCUCAAGUUGACCAAAUCUAGUUCUUUAAGUCCUGUCAACAUUGAUGGUGCAAAUGGUGUCGGAGCACCCAAGAUGUCAGAAUUAGGCAAACAUUUGAAGAAUGCCCUGCAAGUGUGUGUUUUUAAUGAUGGAAGCUCUGGAGAGCUCAAUAAAAACUGUGGAGCCGAUUUUGUUAAAAUUGCUCAAAAAGGUCCUGAAGGUUUAGAUAUUAAAGCUGGUUGUAGGUAUGUAUCAUUUGAUGGUGAUGCUGACAGGAUUGUAUACUUCUACUACAAUUCCUCUGGUCGGUUCCAUCUCCUGGAUGGCGAUAAAAUAUCAACCCUUUUCGCGAGUUAUCUCAAAGAAAAGUUAGAAGCUUCUUCCCUGAAUCUCGACCGUGGUCUUGGCGUGGUUCAAACUGCUUACGCAAACGGUAGCUCCACUUCGUAUUUAAGAGACAUCCUUAAGAUCCCUGUUGCAUGCGUGAAAACGGGUGUGAAGCACCUACACAAGAAGGCGGAAGACUUCGACGUAGGCGUUUAUUUUGAGGCGAAUGGUCACGGCACGGUACUGUUCAGCGAGGCAUUUAAAUCUGAACUGAGCCGGGCGAAACAAGAGCCGCACUUAUCAACAGAGAAAAGGGAAGCAUUAGAGGAUUUAGAAUCGGCCAUGAAUAUUAUAAACGAGACCGUUGGAGAUGCCUUGUCUGACAUGCUGAUGGUCGAAGCGAUUUUAUGUGAGUGGAAAUGGGAUUUACCAUCGUGGGACAAGUGUUACGGUGACCUUCCAAACCGGCAGAGGAAGGUGCGCGUCAAAGAUCGUACCGUGAUUACGACGACCGACGCCGAAAGGAAGACGGUGACGCCCGAAGGUUUGCAAAGCGAGAUCGACGCUUUGGUGGCGAAGGUUGGGAAGGGAAGAUCGUUUGCUCGUCCCUCGGGUACUGAGGAUGUUGUGCGCGUGUAUGCCGAAGGUGAAACUCAGGAGAGCGCAGAUUCAUUAGCAUUGGCCGUUUCCGGCAAAGUUUAUGAUCUCGCUGGUGGUGUUGGGGAUCGACCCACAUGAUUUCAACGCCGUUAGAACCUAUAGUAUUAUUAAACAAAUUCACUUUAACAUUCACAAUCGUAGAUAACCUACUCAGGACCAUAUUCAUUAUUCACUCAUUGCAUCGUGCGCUCAAUUUCGUAAAUUUAAGACUAUUUUGCUUGUCUAAGGGACAA
Dendronephthya gigantea is the source of this 1807-nucleotide messenger RNA. Its product is annotated as phosphoacetylglucosamine mutase-like. Gene Ontology annotation, biological process: carbohydrate metabolic process; UDP-N-acetylglucosamine biosynthetic process. Lineage: Eukaryota; Metazoa; Cnidaria; Anthozoa; Malacalcyonacea; Nephtheidae. The record is from RefSeq and is a predicted model, not a curated record. The transcript has 3 exons. Bases 18 to 1652 code for a protein of 544 amino acids. Gene Ontology annotation, molecular function: magnesium ion binding; phosphoacetylglucosamine mutase activity.